UUUUUUUUUAAGAAAAGGAAAUUAUUAAGAGGAGACAACAAGUGGUAAUUUUCCCUCCGACACACACUCUUCUCAGCUUCGGACUCAGUGUUGUAAUGUUUUUUAUUUUUUAUUUGAAAAAAAAAAGAAAAAAGAAAAGAGAAAAUGACGUGGCGCUUGUUUUUCUCAACUUAAUUAUCACGUGCAGCUCACGUGCUGCUAGCCAACUGAAUUCUCUCUCUUCGUUCCCUCGGGCCUCAGCUUAAUGAAACCGAGAGACCUGCCCAAAAGAAAACUGACCGCUGCAUUUACCUUGUUUUUCCCUCUCCUCCAUUUCUCUCUCUCUCUCUCUCUCUCUAAAACCAGAAGAGUUACUGUUAUGGCUUCUCCGCCGCCGCCGCCGUUGCCGGACGCUUUCGGAGGCUCCGUCAUUGAGUACUUUUCUUCCUCUCCUCCUCUUCCUUCGGCGAUAGCAGCGACGGCAGCGACGCAUUCUUCUUCGCUGAAGAAUCUCAGUCCUAGCAUUUUAAUCAUUCUUUCGAUCCUUGCUUUUACUGCCUUUGCUUCUGUGAUUCUCUGCCUCGUAUUGCGAUACCUUAACCGGCGGUGUCUUCUCCGUCUAUCCGCCGUGCCUGGAUCGUCCUCGUCUUUGUCGGUUUCGAGCCGUCGGAUUACUCCAGCAGAGCAGAGUACGACUCGGUGUACCAAUUCGUUUUCGCCGAUUGAUACGCUUCCUCUUUUUUCUUUCUCCUCCAUCACGCGUCGUUCUUCCACUGCCGCAGCCGAUUGCGCCGUUUGUUUGUCAAAAUUCGAGGCGGAGGAUCAGCUUCGUUUACUUCCGCUCUGCUGCCAUGCUUUUCACGCUCAAUGCGUCGAUACAUGGCUUCAAUCGAACCAGAGUUGUCCUCUAUGCCGCUCCGCCAUUUUCGCCUCCGAAUCCGACGUGAUUAAGGCUUCUAUGGCUUCCUACACUGCCGAAGGUCGCGCCGGAGACAGUUUCAGACUCGAGAUUGGUAGUAUCAGCCGCCGGCAAGGCGCAUCCGAUUCCGCCGACGGAAGGAGAUCCUACUCAAUAGGAUCGUUCGAGUACUUCGUCGAAGAAGAUUCAGAAGUGAAUUUCACCAAUGCUCACAGGAGGAGCGUCUCGGAUAAGGAGGACAUAGAAGCUCCGCCUCAUCCAGAGCGAAGCCUCGCGGCUGAAGUCGGUUCCGGAAGGAGUUGGUUAAAGGACUACGUAGACAGGCUCUCCAAUUCCGUUUCAUCUCGAGCGCUCUCCUUCCGAGGCUCCGGCAGAUUCUUCACCGGAAGCAGCCGUCGAAGUGAGAUCGUGGUCGGCGGAGAUUGGGAACAGGAGAACAGUCGCGUCGGCGAGGAAAUAAGCGAAAUGUUCCGGUGGUUCUCAGGGGUAUAAACGUAAUUACAUCCAACAACCCUUCACGCAAAGGAUAGGCCAUUUUGGAAAUGGUAACCGCCGGCCGGUACGUAAUUUUUUUCCUUCUUAAACACGGACGGUGAAGAUUCCUCUUCUUUUUGAUCCUUUUGAUUAUGUCAACGGCCGAGAUUCACGCUGGUAAUUCCUGUGAAUAUAUAUAUAUAUAUAUAUAUUUUUGGUUGGCAUUAAAUCAAAAGCUAAAAAAAGAUUGCUGAGAUUUUGUUUAAUUAUUAUUUUCUUAAUACCUCGUUUGGCAGAGACUAAAGUAAAAAAAAAGUUCCCCAUCGUGGCAGUGAAGCUAAAAGGAACAGUGAAGUGAUUUAUGAAAUUAGUUUACAGAUCAAUGAGCUUUCCAUACCCUUUCUUUUUUUUUUUUCUUUUUUUUUUUGGAAUAUUAUGUGAAUUUGAGAGUAAAUCUUUGUGUUGAUAUGUAAUGAGUGAAUUGUGAGAUGUGCAAUAUGAAUAUGAUAUUUGUGUGGAAUUGUUUAGGAAUCAUUGCUUUGCUUGUUUGUGAAAUUGUUAGCCAAAAAAGAAAAGAAAAGAAGGGAAAAUAGGAAAAGUGAGUUGCUGAAAAUAAAGAGGCCAAGAUUAUGGGU
Molecule: messenger RNA, 2007 nt
Organism: Cucurbita pepo subsp. pepo (vegetable marrow)
Lineage: Eukaryota; Viridiplantae; Streptophyta; Magnoliopsida; Cucurbitales; Cucurbitaceae
Source: RefSeq, a predicted model, not a curated record